AUGGCUUCCUCAUCAAACAUCCACUUCGUUUUCGUGCUAAUAACAUUUCUAGCAAUCCUCAAAACUUCGUUAUCAUGGGGAAACAUUUCAUCAGUCGAUGGGAUAAUACCGUUCUCACCUAAACAUGUUGUGAUCACUAACAAACUGGUCGCACAAUUUGGAUUGCUCGUGCACUGUACAAACAAAGGCACAGAUUUGGGGGUUAGGUCGGUCCUAAUUAACCAAAGUUUUGAUUUCAAGUUUCGUGUCAAUCUUCGCAAAACAACGAAUUAUAGUUGCAUUUUCUCGUGGCCUGGAAUUGUUAAGACGUUUGAUAUCUUUAGGGCAGAUAGGGACGAUAGUUCAAAAAGUAAGUGUGGAAUAUGCAGUGAAUGUAUUUGGCAAAUAUCUGAGUCAGGUCCAUGUCGUAUUAAACGUGAUGGAGGCCCUCCUUGCUGUUUUCCAUGGUGA
Eruca vesicaria subsp. sativa (arugula) is the source of this 450-nucleotide messenger RNA. NCBI's taxonomy places the organism in Eukaryota, Viridiplantae, Streptophyta, Magnoliopsida, Brassicales, Brassicaceae. The record is from the annotation of a GenBank genome assembly.